Molecule: messenger RNA, 1437 nt
Organism: Haliotis rubra (blacklip abalone)
Lineage: Eukaryota; Metazoa; Mollusca; Gastropoda; Lepetellida; Haliotidae
Exons: 2
Coding region: 174-959 (261 amino acids)
Source: RefSeq, a predicted model, not a curated record
GCGUGCUAAACAUAGACGUUACUACUCAAUGGCUUUGCUAAUCCAAUGUUCUGUCGUCUCUAUACCCAUUGUCAUUGAGUACGCCAAGCGCUGCGAGGAGUUUGUGUGCUAAACAUAGACGUUACUCCUCAAUGGCAUUGCUAAUCCCAUAUUUCGAGACACAAAUGAUAUAAAUGGCAGAAACUAGGAUGGUGUACCGGCAAUGCGUGAAGUACCUGAGAAACGUCAGACAGAAGAAGCGUCAAGUGCUCAGGUGUCAGUGUACCCGUCUCCGGUGGCUGUUUCUAUGGUUACGCGCGAGGCCACGCCAGAUCCUUGCAGUGCUAUGUAUACUCACACUCCUUCACCUACAUUUGAGAGUCUUACCACAAUCCAUGGGGUACUACAACAAGCCAUGUUACCUCAGUCGAGAGGAGAUCAACAAUAUGAAAUAUAUGCUCACACAAGUCACUGCGGCAUUUAAUAAACAAAACGUGACGUAUUGGUUGGACUAUGGUACGCUGUUGGGGGUCUGGAAAACAGGGGAGAUAAUUCCAUACGACGGCGACAUUGACAUUGGGAGACAUUUCACAGGAAUCACAGCUGACUCGCUUAUGAUCCAAGAAGCACAGAAACAAUUGAAUCAAUACAAUGUAAUAAUCAACAACUUCCAGGCCAAGUAUAAAGGAAGCACAUCAGAUUUAUUUAGAUGGGAGACCUACGGAAACACGACCAAAAUGCUCAGAAAGUGGUACCCGUUUGUCGAACACUUUGGCACCAUUGAAGCUAUAGCCAAUUAUUUCAUGCCUUCGGAAAUACCCUAUGACGUCAUAUUUCCUACAAGGGAGCUAACCGUGUACGGGGUAAAGAUGAAGAUUCCCAACAAGCCCCUAUACUUGCUCAAGAACCGUUAUCCAUUAACUUGGUUUAUAUCAUUUCCAUAUAAAUGGAAAUGUUUCUUUGAGUCAAAGCCAAGCUGAAAACUGUACGUUUAAAACCUUGACUGGAUCGCAGAAACGCAACCCAAUUAUGAGGAGAAAGGUAAAGAUUGUCAGCGGGUCAUCUUUGAGUUGUCCAUCGCGAGUGAUAUGUCUUCGCCUUGUCCCUGCCUCAGCAUUAGAAGCGGGUGUUUUUGCAACCAACGGGACAGGGGAACAUGGCUGAUAUACCAAAGUGGUUGCUUCGUCGGCCGUCCCCGGGUUUUUCCAGAUAUAACAUGAAAUGUUCUUUUCCCCUAAACCAUUCCGAACAUUUCCGAAAUUUUGCAGGAAUUUGACAUUUGUUCUCAAAGGCGAGAGGUUAUGGAUGUCAACUUCUUUAUUUUGUAUUCCUCAAAAGUUGAAAUCCAUAAAGUCUCGCCAACAUGUGUAUCACGUCUAAAUGCCGUUCAAAGAAUUUGUUCUGAAGUUGUCGGCAGUAAUAUACGUUCCAGAAUACAGAAAUGUACCCAAACCAAAA